Penicillium paradoxum is the source of this 1005-nucleotide messenger RNA. It is a transcript of the gene ramB, whose product is annotated as bifunctional protein farnesyltransferase/protein geranylgeranyltransferase. Gene Ontology annotation, molecular function: protein farnesyltransferase activity; CAAX-protein geranylgeranyltransferase activity. Gene Ontology annotation, cellular component: cytoplasm; CAAX-protein geranylgeranyltransferase complex; protein farnesyltransferase complex. NCBI's taxonomy places the organism in Eukaryota, Fungi, Ascomycota, Eurotiomycetes, Eurotiales, Aspergillaceae. Gene Ontology annotation, biological process: protein farnesylation; protein geranylgeranylation. The transcript is spliced from 3 exons. The coding region runs from base 1 to 1005 and encodes 334 amino acids. The record is from RefSeq and is a predicted model, not a curated record.
AUGGAGGGAACCUACUCUGCUGAUCCCGAGUGGGCAUCUGUCACUCCAAUCGAGCUGGAUGAUGGCUCGGACUCGGGCGUCAUGCCGCUGGCAACCAUCGCCUAUCCCCUCGAGUACCUUGAGGCGACCUCGUAUCUUCGUGCCGUGAUGGCCGCGAACGAGAUGUCUGAACGAGCGUUGAAGUUGACUGAAGAUGUUAUCUCAAUGAACCCAGCGCAUUACACCGUAUGGAUCUACCGUGCAAAGAUUCUAUUCGCAUUGGAGAAGGAUCUCAAUGAAGAAUUGGAGUGGCUGAACAACGUCUCAUUGAAAUACCUCAAAAACUAUCAAAUCUGGCACCAUCGCCAAGUUCUGCUCUCAUCAAAAUCUCACUUCCCAACCUUCCCACCCAAAGAAGCAGAUUUCUUAAUGGAGAUGUUCGCCCAAGACUCCAAGAACUACCACGUAUGGACCUACCGCCACUGGCUCGUCCGCCACUUCCAACUCUGGGACCAACCGCGCGAGCUCGAGGACGUAGAAUUCCUCCUGAAAGCCGACGUGCGUAACAACUCUGCCUGGAACCACCGGUACAUGCUACGCUUCGGCCCGCGUGACACCUCCCUCCCAGACGCGGGGAUGGUAAACGCCGGCAACCCUUCUACGGCGCCGACGGAGAAGGGCAAAUUGCCUAUUGUGGAUGAGGACAUGGUUGACGGUGAGCUGAAAUUCGCGCAGGAGGCUAUCUUGCGUGCGCCGGAGAACCGGAGUCCGUGGUGGUAUGCGCGCGGUGUGCUGCGGGCUGCGGGGCGUGGGUUGGGUGAGUGGGAAGGGUUUGUUGGUGGAUUUGUUGCGGAAGGUGCUGUUAAGAGUUCGCAUGCUGUUGAGUGGUUGGCGGAUGUUUUUGCGGAAGGUGGGAAGGAAGGGGAGGCUGUGAGGAUGUUGACUAUGCUUAAGGAGGAGUUUGAUCCUAUUCGAAAGAAUUAUUGGGAUUAUCGAAUUCGGAAGCUGGAUCAGGUUGUGGCUUGA